AUGAAAUAUAUUAAUGAACCUGGAAUAUAGGCAAAUAUACACAGAUACAAAGUUUUAGUGUGAGCUGUUUUCAUUAGUAAUUUUUACACCUUAAAACUUUGUUUCUUUCCAAAUAGUCAUCUAGUUUCCACAGAGAUGAAGGAUGAAUGUAGGAGUUUGCUGGCAGCUCCGUUUGUGAAGGUGCUGACAGUCAACAUGUUCCGGAGUCUCUUCUUCCUUCCAGGAGUUUGGACUGAAUGUAGAGAAAGAUACCUCCACAUUACUGCACCAAAGAAGCUGGAAGCUCUGAGUGGAUCCUGUUUGAUAAUUCCAUGUAGCUUUACUACUACACCAGGAAAUGAACAGAAGUUUGACAACACUAGAAAAAUCAUUGGAAUGUGGAUUAAGAAUAAUCGCGAUUUUGAGAACAAUCCAGGGAAUGUGAUUUUCAACAGCAGUAAGCAGCAAAACAUCUAUCCAAUGAAGAUCAUUGGAAACCUGACACAGAAAAACUGCACCACUUUGUUUUCUAAUUUAACUUCAAAAUAUACAGAAAAAUAUUAUUUUAGGAUUGAAAAUGGAGAAUUCAAAGCAACUGACUUUUGCAAUUAUACUGAGAUAAAAAUUCAAGAUUCUCCUCAGCGUCCCAGCAUUGAAAUCCCAGAUGAUCCUAAGGAGGGGGCGUCUGUCUCCAUCACCUGCUCGGCUCCCACUCCCUGUCUUCACUCCCCUCCUGAACUCACCUGGAAUCUCCAACCAGACUUUCAGAGACAAACAGAGAAAAACACAGAUGGAAGCUUUACAACUAAAAUCCAGAAGAUCAUCACUCUGUCAGACACUCAUGAUGGAUCGAUCAUCAUCUGUUCUGCCAGAUAUCCUGUGAAUGGAGGACCACCAAAGACAGCAGAGACACACAAGACUCUCAGUGUUUCAUAUGCUCCUAAGAAGACCUCAGCAUCCAUCAGUCCAUCAGGUUUAGUGUCAGCAGGUAGCUGGGUGACGAUGACCUGUUCCAGCAGAGCCAAGCCUGCUGUCAGCAACUUUAUCUGGUUCAGGAGCAGCAAAGAUGGAGACGUGAAAGUAGCUGAAGGAGAAUCUUACAGCCUGAAUGCCACAGAGGGAGGAGGAGUUUAUUACUGUGUGGCUACAAAUGAUCUGGGGAACCAGACGUCUCCAAAGAUUGAUCUGAUUGUUGAAGGUUCUCUGAAAUUAACUAUUCAGACUUUUGGAAGACUUGCGGCGAUCCUCAUCUUUACCUGCUUAAUUUUCUGUAUUUGGUGUUUUAAGAAAUUUCAACUACAGCAGCAGAAACAACCUGCAACUGAGCUUGAUGUCCAAAGUCCAGCCAUUGACACUGAAGAUGAACUAUGAAGAACUUUAAACAGAGAGCUGAGGGUUCCUCUCCACAGGACAGAAGCAGCAGCAGGACUCCGUACUCAGAGGUCAAAGUGUCUCAAAGGGGAAAUCUUUCCACACAGACUGCUGACAAACCAGAAAUCUGUUCAUUUAAUGCUCUUCCUUUCUGCUCUGAAAAAAACUGCUCAUUAUUGAUCUGUUCCUGAAGUGUCUUUAUAAGUUUGUUGGGUCAGUCACAUAUAAACUCUCCAUUUGCUAUUUCACUGUUAAUAUAUUUGUAUUUUUUGUGCAAAACUUUCAACUUUCCUUACAGUCAUUUUAUAAUCUUCAUCCAGUCUGUUUAUGAAGCAUUUUUGUCAUAGUUUUUUAUUUUCAUUUGCUACGUUGUUGGCUCUGUUCAUUUUUCAAUGUAAGUAUUUGGAUGCUUCUUCUAAAUAAAAACAACACUCACA
This is a messenger RNA of Oryzias latipes (Japanese medaka), 1787 nucleotides long. Its product is annotated as myelin-associated glycoprotein-like. Lineage: Eukaryota; Metazoa; Chordata; Actinopteri; Beloniformes; Adrianichthyidae. The record is from RefSeq and is a predicted model, not a curated record.